UCCAGGAAAUGCCCAGGUGUGUGUGUCACCUGCCGCUGGCGACUUGUUGAUUCCCAGGAGCUGCCUUCAGGUCUGAGCCCCCGAGACCAGAGAACGCUCUCUCUCAUCUGUUCCCCAGGCGCGGCCCGCUUGCCCCUCGACUCCACAGCCAUGAGCAAGUUGGGCAAGUUCUUUAAAGGGGGAGGCUCUUCUAAGAGCCGAGCUGCUCCCAGCCCCCAGGAGGCCCUGGCCCGACUACGGGAGACUGAGGAAAUGCUGGGCAAGAAACAAGACUACCUGGAAAGUCGAAUACAGAAAGAACUCGCCCUGGCCAAGAAGCAUGGCACGCAGAAUAAGCGAGCGGCAUUGCAGGCACUGAAGAGAAAGAAGAGGUUUGAGAAGCAGCUCACACAGAUUGAUGGCACACUGUCCACCAUCGAGUUCCAGAGAGAAGCCCUGGAAAACUCACACACCAACACCGAGGUGUUAAAGAACAUGGGCUUUGCGGCAAAGGCAAUGAAAACAGUUCACGAAAACAUGGAUCUGAAUAAAAUAGAUGAUUUGAUGCAAGAGAUCACAGAGCAACAGGAUAUUGCCCAAGAAAUCUCAGAAGCAUUUUCUCAACGGGUUGGAUUUGGUGACGACUUUGAUGAGGAUGAGUUGAUGGCAGAACUUGAAGAAUUGGAGCAGGAAGAAUUAAAUAAGAAGAUGACAAAUACUCGACUUCCAAAUGUGCCUUCCACCUCCCUCCCAGCACAGCCAGCUAGAAUACCAAGUAGAAUUCCGAGCACAGCCUCCACUGCCCAUCGAGCCCAAGCAGCAUCUUCCAGGAGGACAGAAGAAGAGGAUGAUGAUAUCAAACAGUUAGCAACUUGGGCUACUUAAACUAAAAUGGAAUUUUUUGACACCUAAAUUGAUGAUUUGUACAUAAGACAGAAAAAAAAUGUUUCCAGUUUCAGGAGUUAACAAAGGUCCUGUUUUAUAUUUACAUUGGAUGAGUAAUUGUCUUUUAAGCUUCAUAUGUGAAAGUUAAAAAUGGAGUCAUAUGUAGACAUAGAAUCAGGGAUGGAAAGGGACUUCCUGGUGGCAUCUUGGAGGGUCCCUCCAUCCUCUUGGGAGGGGACAUUCUACCUUGUUCACUACUGUAUUUCCAGUCUUGGCACGUAGUGGUGCUUUCUGUAUAUUUGUGGAAAGCAAACUGGAUUCUAUUAACAUAUAAAACAUAGAAUAUUUUACAGGCCACUUAAGAGUCAUGCAUUUAGGACAGCUGGGGAAAAUCACUUUCUUUUCUUUGUGGAUGCAAGUUUGCUGCAUGUAUCUGUGUUGGGAGGUAUGUAACCCAUAAUGCAAAUACAGGGUCUCUUGUAUGGGAGACUUCAUGUUGAAGAGUCUUGUUUGAGUCUAUACAUAAAUAGGUUUACUUGAGUUUUGCAGUUUAAAAUCUUAAAGGAGCUUUAAUUGUCAUUUAUUAUGCCAAUUAAGCUUGGAAUGGGGCAGUACUUCCAUUUCCUAAAAUGUCUGAAAGCACUAACAGCUCACACUGCUGAGCAAGAAUCUCCUGGGUGUAAUUUAGCCACUUAGGGAACUACGUUAACACUCCCAGGCCAUUAUGAUGCUGUUAUGGUUUCAGCGUGCUAAAUGUGUGAAAGAACGUUCUUCUCUGUUUUGUUUUCUCUUGUACAUUUAUUUACCUUUUACAGCAUAUUCCUUGUAAAUAGAUAAAAAUAUAGGUGAUUAAAAGUAUGUCUUGAAUAA
Molecule: messenger RNA, 1734 nt
Organism: Manis javanica (Malayan pangolin)
Lineage: Eukaryota; Metazoa; Chordata; Mammalia; Pholidota; Manidae
Gene: CHMP4C
Product: charged multivesicular body protein 4C
Biological process (GO): vesicle budding from membrane; late endosome to vacuole transport via multivesicular body sorting pathway
Cellular component (GO): ESCRT III complex; multivesicular body; cytoplasmic side of plasma membrane
Source: RefSeq, a predicted model, not a curated record